Messenger RNA from Cylicocyclus nassatus, 520 nucleotides. Lineage: Eukaryota; Metazoa; Nematoda; Chromadorea; Rhabditida; Strongylidae. The record is from the annotation of a GenBank genome assembly.
GUACAUGUGAUAUCGUCAACGUAACAACUAUAGAAGGAUUAAAUGCAUAAAUAAAUUUAGCGUAUGCCGCAUUCUUUUUUUUUCAUAUCUCUCAAUGGAUUCCUUUGAGAUAAGUGUCCAUUUUUCGGACUCUCCACUUACUACGGAGGACCGUGAAGUCUUAAGGGUUGCAGAAGAGGCGAAGAACAAAGACGACAAAAAAUUGUUUGUUCUUGAGUGGCUUAGCCAAAAUGAAGCCACGUGGAAGAACAGCACAGAGCGAGUAGCUCACUAUCGUAGGAAGGCUAGGAUAGAAAUGGAGAAGAAAGCAAAAUCAAUCAAUGAACAAUCAAGGAAGGACUGCAAUGGAAGCAACGGAGAUGAGAAGCAGUAAUACUUCCACAUUGUAAAUUUUGGAAUCUUAGGUUUUUCUGGAUUUCUAUCAUGUUGUGAUCAUGUGAUUGUGUGAUCGUCUUGUGCUCCUUAUCAUGUUGUUUUUUAUUCAUUGUUGUGUUGUUACAUUAAUGCAAAGACAAUAAAC